Molecule: messenger RNA, 715 nt
Organism: Eurytemora carolleeae
Lineage: Eukaryota; Metazoa; Arthropoda; Copepoda; Calanoida; Temoridae
Exons: 3
Coding region: 16-378 (120 amino acids)
Source: RefSeq, a predicted model, not a curated record
ACAUUAAAUUCUAAAAUGAAAAUAAAUAUUUUGAAUUUUUUAGUUAAAAUUGUGAAGAUUGACCCUGUUCUGUCUCGAGCAGUAAAAUAUGAUAGAGAAGAUUUGUUUAGAAGAUUACUAGAACUAAAUCUUAGGCAUGAUUCAACAGCGUAUCAUAAAUCUAGAACAUUUGAAUCUCUGCUGGCUUUUCAAACAAAGCAUCGGAAUACAGCUGGUGGAGAACAGACCAUCAAGACGGCAAAGUCCUUGGACAUCACCAUCACGGCGGACUUUCUCCAGGAGUUUGUCAACUUGAAGAAGACCAUUGAGGAGGAGAAAACACAGAACUCCUUCACUAAAUUUUCAGAAUCUAUCAAAAACAUUUUUAAAAUAAAAUAAAAUUUACAAAAAAAAACACGCAUUAAAACUGGGUCGGACAAAUUGGUUUUCGGAUUUUCAAAAAUUUGUUUGGUGGUAAAAAGGAUUAUAAAAAUGUUGAAAAGGAUAAAAAAGGAUAAUAAUUGAAUUGUAAGCUUUAACUUGGUGUUCUUGUAUAGCUUGUGGUAGACGGAAAGCAAAUUAAUGAAUUUAUAAAAUCUUGAAGAUUUUUUUGUUCAGCCAAAUUGAUAAUUUUGUCGCAUAUCCUCCCCCCUUUUUAGCAAUAUUUCAUCCAAGUUUUUAUUUUGAGUCCUUAUGUUUCUAAUCAUGACAAUCAAUAAGUAACUCUAUUUAAAAU